Ostrinia nubilalis (European corn borer) is the source of this 1441-nucleotide messenger RNA. Its product is annotated as protein maelstrom homolog. The coding region runs from base 230 to 1438 and encodes 402 amino acids. The record is from RefSeq and is a predicted model, not a curated record. Lineage: Eukaryota; Metazoa; Arthropoda; Insecta; Lepidoptera; Crambidae. Gene Ontology annotation, molecular function: sequence-specific DNA binding. Gene Ontology annotation, cellular component: nucleus; P granule. The transcript has 6 exons. Gene Ontology annotation, biological process: negative regulation of DNA-templated transcription; regulation of miRNA-mediated gene silencing; spermatogenesis.
UGGUAUGACCCUUGAAAAAUAGAUUCGACUGACAGGACAAAUUUUGCAGAUUUUGCUGUCAACUGCUGUCAAGAAAAAUUUGGUUGGUUUGCAAAAAUUCGCUUGUGCCGGCAAAUUUAUUUUGACCACCGUCUCAUAUUCGUUUUAUUGUAAUAUUUUACAUACUCUCUGUGUUAUUCUACUCUCCGUGACGAUACGAUAGCCAUUUGAGUAGGGCAUUUAUUUCAAUAUGCCGAAAAGACAAGUAAGGAACGCAUUUUAUUUCUAUAUGAUUGACUUCAGAGAACAACAAAAGAAAAUUGGAAUUCAGUAUGGAAACAUAAGAGAAGUCUCUGAAGCUGCAGGCCCUUCGUGGAGGGAGGCACCACCAAAUGUACGCGCUAAGUUUGAAGAAAUGGCUCGCCAAGAAAAAUUGAAGAGAAAUGUUCCUGACCAGAAGUUUACUUCAACAGGGAUACCAUUUUCUGAGAUAGAACGACAAGAGAGAGAGUUGCGUGAAGCAGAGGAAGCCGAGAGAGAGUAUAUUAAUAAUAUUGUCAAAUUAAAGUCUUUUAAUUCAGAAAUUAUACAUGAGUACUUUUAUGUGAUGGAUGUGAACUACUACUGUAAGUUCAACUCGGAUUACCUAAUAGGGGAAUGUACCGCUCUACGCUUCAAUGUUAAAAAUGGCAUCAAAGAUCAAUUUCAUACUAUGAUCAACCCAGGUCCAAUACCAGUUGGAUAUGCUUAUGAUGUCAAACUCGGAGCUCAAGAACUUGGGCUGGAUAUGCCGGAUGCAAUUACUUAUAAGACAUUGCCAUACAUAGACACUUUAGCCAUCAUCGUCGACUACCUGAAGCAUGGCCUUCCGACUUCUAGCAAGACAGUACCACCGAUUUACACAAUGCCAGAGAGGGUGCAACCAGUCCUGAAUUUUAUAUUGCAAAUGUGUGCAAAGACAGGUGAAGACGACGGCAUGUUCCGCGUGUACAAGCUUGACACGCUGUUCUACACGCUGCUGAAUGGCAUCAAGAACCGCGGCGACGAGGGAUUCCCCCGCGAGUCGUUGGCGCUCGCGCAGCUGAAGAAGGACCCAUUCCGGUACACGCCCGGCUUGGGGUGCCGGCACCACGAGGACAUAGACAAGGCUGCGGAGUGCACUACCUCUCGCGUGAAGCGCUGGGCCUACACCAUCAUGGACAGCUGCUGCCCCGUGGUCGGCGUGGACAUGCUGCCGUCGAAGCAUGUCCCCGGCGACUUCGACCUGGACGUGAGUGUUGCAGGAGUCACUAGCACCGCGGGACAUAGACAAGGCUGCGGAGUGCACUUCCUCUCGCGUGAAGCGCUGGGCCUACACCAUCAUGGACAGCUGCUGCCCCGUGGUCGGCGUGGACAUGCUGCCGUCGAAGCAUGUCCCCGGCGACUUCGACCUGGACGUGAGUGUUGCAGGAGUCACUAGCAC